Messenger RNA from Aspergillus welwitschiae, 2892 nucleotides. RefSeq lists its product as uncharacterized. Gene Ontology annotation, molecular function: thiamine pyrophosphate binding; zinc ion binding; oxidoreductase activity. The transcript has 11 exons. Bases 1 to 2892 code for a protein of 963 amino acids. The record is from RefSeq and is a predicted model, not a curated record. NCBI's taxonomy places the organism in Eukaryota, Fungi, Ascomycota, Eurotiomycetes, Eurotiales, Aspergillaceae.
AUGUCGCCAGCAAUUUCAGGGGCUUUGGAAGUCCCAGCCUUCCAAAGGGCAUAUGUUUCUAAGUCACACGGAGACGGACUUGAGUUUGCCACGAUCAAAGUUCCUAUAUAUUCUGCCGAUGAGAUAUUGGUCAAAAUCUUGUUCUCGGGCGUCUGUCAUACGGACUUCCACGCGUGGAAAGAACACUGGCCUGUUAAGCCGAAGGACAAUCUUGUUGGCGGGCACGAGGGAGCCGGCAUAGUCGUGGCGCUCGGUGAGGAUGUUACAGAUAUAUCCAUCGGCGACAGAGUUGGUGUACAGUGGGUGAACAGGACCUGCGGAUCCUGCGAAUUCUGCUCUCGUGAUUCCCAACCACUAUGUCCACAUAUCCAACUUUCGGGAUAUACUGUCGAUGGAACCUUUCAGCAGUACUGCGUAUGCAAAGCCGAGAACGCAGUUCGUAUACCACCGGAUAUCCCUCUCGAUCAGGCUGCUCCCAUACUGUGUGCUGGUCUAACGGUAUACAAAGCACUUAAGGAGUGCAGUCUCAAGCCAGGAGAAUCAGUCGCAAUUGCAGGAGCAGGAGGGGGUCUUGGUACGUUGGCGUGCCAGUUUGCAAAAGCAUGCGGAUACCGCGUUCUGGCGAUCUCCGCGGGCGAAUCGAAAAGGAAAAUGUGCAUCAAGAAUUUGGGCGUCGACUGCUUUGUCGACUAUAAAGCUUCACCUAGCCUUAUUGAAGAGGUCAAAGAAAUUACCCAAGGGGGUCCAAAUGCCGUCAUCGUCGUCAGCUCAACAACAAAGCCGUUUGAUGAAGCUAUUCAUUAUGUAAGACCGAGGGGUACUAUUGUCGCUGUCGGCUUGCCGCCCGGGUGUAUGAACGCAGACAUCUUUACGAUCGUCCUUCGUAAUAUCACUAUAAAAGGAAGCUACGUAGGGAAUCGUUACGAGACAGAAGCAGCACUGGAGAUUGCCUCUCGCUCAGGGAUUAUCGCGCCUUACAAGUUACUUGAUGCCCGCGAACUGCCAAAGGUGUAUGAGCGAAUGGACAAGGGAGAAAUGGAAGGGAGGGCUGUUCUUCGCAUUUCUGGCGAUGAAGUCAUAUCGUCUCCUGUCAGUCUAACUCCACAAUUGCAGCCGCAGUUCCGUCCAGACGAGUUCAAUGUCGGAACUAGGUUGGCGUACCGGUUGGAGGAGCUGGGAGUUACGGAUUGUUUUGCAGUACCUGGCGACUUCAACCUGGGCUUACUUGACGAAAUACUGAAGAAUCGGUCCAUACGCAUGAUUGGAUGCUGCACUGAGUUAAACGCCGGCUAUGCUGCAGACGGUUACGCUCGAUCUUCGCCGGGGAAAGUCGCUGUGGUUUUCAUAACUUUCAUGGUGGGUGGACUUUCUUUGAUUAACGCCAUUGCUGGUGCCUAUUCGGAAGCUUUGAGGGUAGUGGUCAUAUCCGGCUGUCCGCCCCAGAAAACAUUCAAAGAGGAGCGAUUGGUCCACCAUACGUUAGGCACUAAGAACAAAGACCAAGCCUUACGAAUGUUCAAAGAAGUUACGGCAUUGUCGGUGCGCAUAACAAGCGAACAUGAACCUGCGGAGGCUCUUGAUAAUGCGAUUCGCUGCUGUUUGGAAGCAUCACGUCCAGUGUACAUUGAGAUUCCUACGGACAUUGCCCAGGAGCCUUGCGAAUCUCCUGGUUCCCUCCUGAUCAAUCUUUCCAGGCGAUUCGAGAUGAGCCACGCCCUCAACAUUGUUGAUGCAAUCAUACAAUGUUGGAAUGCAGUGAAGAAACCGGUUUUACUGGUUGGGGCCCAUGCGCGCCAAGCUCUUCAUCCUGAUAUGUUGGUCUCUCUCAUCGAUAAACUCGGUUGUCCAGUUUUAGUCCAACCUGACGCUAAGUCCCUUGUGCCUGAGGACCAUCACCAUUUCCUAGGCACAUUUUGGUCCAGCGCAAGCGAGCAAAAAUGUCACAAAACAUUCAAGGCCUCUGAUUUAUGGAUCAUGGUUGGAUGUCGUUGGACUGACUAUCACACACUGGGCUGCCUUGACAUGGAAAAAGAAACUCACCGUAUCCUCGACCUUCAGGACGGAUUUGUCACGACUCCUAGUGGUGAGAGCUUUGCAGGCAUACCGCUCAACGAGUUGAUAAACCUCAUCGCUCAGUCAGAUAUCCACCACAAAGAAAUCACGAUACCCAAUGGGGUCGUCCAGACUACUAAGGUCAAACGAGCUACCAUAGAGACCUCAAGUCUGUCGCUCUCCAGCAUCCUCAGUGGAAUACAGGACGUGAUAAAAUCCGACAAUUCCGUCAUUGCUGACACUGGCGAUAGCUGGUUCAAUGCCCAAACGAUCAAAUUGCCCUGGGGAGCCGACUACCAGAUGCAGAUGGUGUAUGGUUCGAUCGGGUGGAGCCUUCCAGCGACCCUUGGUUAUCAGCUUGGCCGGCCAGACCAACGAGCCAUACUGAUGAUCGGAGACGGUAGCUUUCGCAUGACAUGCCAAGAAUUAAGCACCAUGAUCAGCCUGAGACUCAACCCUAUCAUCUUCGUAUUCAACAAUCUAGGCUACGCAAUAGAGACCGCAAUCCACGACGGGCCAUACAACUAUUACACGAAUUGGAAUUAUGCCUCAUUCGCAAAUAGCCUCUGUAGCCCUUUCCAUGCCGUCUACAACAACCCAUAUUUUGACCACAAUCUCGCGGAGAAUUGUUCGAAUCCUCCGAUGUUCUCAGCGCAGAUCAAAACCACUGCGGACUUAAUGAUAGCCCUUAAACGUGCUGAGCGGGAGCCCAAAAAGCUUGCCUUUCUGGAGUGCUGCAUCAAUCCCAGCGACGUCAGUUCCUCACUUCGUCGCUUUGGCUUGGCUGUUGGCUCUGGACGCAAGGAGGGCGAGAAUGGCUACACAGACAACAAUUCGUGA